AAGAAUAUUGCUCGUAUUUAUCAGUCGUAUUUACCUGUAGUUUAUUUAUUCAUGUAUUUUUAAUAAAAUAUAGCUAUUUUAGGGAACACAAUGACAUUGUUUCUACUUCAACGGAGGACCUCACCAUGAGGUGAGCCGACACCAUGAACCUGAAGACUGCUGAAGACCGACACGUUUGACCGAGGAGCUGUUGACACUGCCGUUGUCAUGGGAACGACUACGAGCGAGCCGUGUAUCUAUGACAAACUAUCUGAGAGCAUCGACAUCCUCCGCCAGUCGGGCUAUCGCUACGGCAUGUCGGAGAGGGAGAUCGAAAAGUUCAUCAAGCAGGUCCUGGAGACCAACGAGCCCAGAAGAGAACCUCCACAGUUCCCCAUACUGAGGGCCACCAUCAAGUUUGUUGUGGCUGUGGGGAUCCUGCUGGUGGUGGUGCUGGCCUUCACCUACCCCCAGAACGCCCCUCAGCUGGGACUGGCCAGUCUGGGCUGUUAUAACUGGUCGUCCCCUCUCAGCCAUGUCCGCCUGCUCUCCCUACCCAUCGCCAAGAAGUAUAACCUGCAAGGUUUCCACGAGUGGUGGAGCGCCGGUUCCCUCAGGCAGAGUUUGGUCAACUGCUCGGGAUGUGCCGAGAUCUCCUCGGUGCUUGAGGUCCCAGAGAGCCUCAGAGGGACUGUGAGUCUGCGACGGGGGCCACAGCUCGUCCUGCUGAAGGGUGGAGAGUCCCUCAGCGUCCAGAGGCAGCAGCUCGAGGAGCUCUACUUGGCCCAUCCGGACUCCAUGUCCAUUCUACUAGAGGAGGACGACGGCCUGCAUGACCAGAACCUCGGCGUCCCUCAGGGACCUGCCAACUUCACUUUGCUCUGGAGGUUCAGCUCUGGGACCAGGGAGAAGGUGUUGAGGUGGCUCUUCCCAAAGGCUGAGCUCUGCCCCCUGCUGGACAGCGCUGGGACCAUCCUGCAGCGCUGCCUGGUCACCCACAGCACAAACUCUCAGAGCAAGGGCGUCAGGGUGUUGGGGUGGCUGGUGGUGGGAGAGGGGCUGCCAACUGUUCGAGUCCUGCCUGUUCAGCGGUGCCAGAAACACUGCAGCUCCUUCAACCUGUGGCUGUCACCUGGAGACAUGGUGUACGCGGACCCUCGGUACUGGCAGAUGGAGCUGUUCCCCGGUCGUGGUCAGAACAUCAUCUGUGACGGAUCGACCUUUUAGCCCCCGGGCGUGGCAGAGUUCAGGACUGGGAUGCGACGCGCAAAUCGGCUUUGAAUGUUUGGUUGUGGAGCUCGUUGGCCUUUUUGUGUCUCUGCCCGCAGUUGCCUUUUAACACAGCUGGUGUUUCCUAUAGCACCCUUCAGGUCUGGGUCUCCCCCCACCCCUCGUCACACGGAGGUCGAUUUUGGAAAACGGUGCAGGCGGCUUCAUGGGUCGAGCUCAGAGAAUCGAGGCGUGGCUUUCUGACUUUGUGUUUUUGGUCAACUGUUGAAAUUCAUGCGAUUCUGCCACAGCUGCUCCGAGAGCGAUUAAGAAAAAGAACGUUUUUGAGUUUCUACUUGUCCUAGCCCUCAGAAUCACUGCCACCAAUCGCACCCGAUCAGUCAAGAACACCUCGUUUUUCUUUUGAGUGCCAAAGUAGACGACGAACAACCCAACGUUGUGAGGCCAACUGCGUUUAUUUGGCUUCUUUAACGUCGAAGAUCAGACUCCAAAAAGUUAAAUUCUUUAGGGAUUCACCACUUGAUGCCAAAAUACAUUUUCCUCUCAGGCAACCCAUACGAGACGAGAAAGUCUCCAUCAGCAAAGGAAGUUCUUUGAUUUCUCUUUGCCGUCAUUAUUUAAUGUGCUGAAAAGUCAAAAUCCAGAGUUGUGAUUUUCAUUUCAGUUCGUUUAUGGUUUUCUAAAAUGUUCAGCUGCUGAGCUUCGCCCUCGGCUCUUUAGCUUGUUUUGUUUUUAACGGUAAAUGUCCAGUUCACGUUAAAACAGCCACAGCUCCAGCUCCAGCAGUUUGCACAGCACUUUGUCAGCGAGGUCAGACUUUGCUGCAGGUUUAUACUCGGUGAGUCUCUGUGAAAUUAUUUGCACGAGGAUCAAAUCUACAAAUUUAAUUUUUUUUUUUUGUGGGGGAAGAAGCAGUUUGCUGUUUACAGUUGAGGGAUUUAAUAUUUAAGCUGCUACAAAAGCAGUCUUAUAUUAACUGAUUUUAAAAGAGAGAAAAGUUGUAAAAAUUUACAAAAUUAUAUUUUACCGGUGGAAAAAGCUUCGUAAAAUUUGGCUCAUCCCUGAGCAAAGUUUGAAACGAAGCAGCAGAAAGAUGCCUCUAAACACACACACAGACAAAUGUGGAGUUUUUAAAUAGUUGAUCUUGUGACUCCCGGUUUGUUUAGUGGAUUAUUUGGAUCGUUUUCCUUCCGAAACGUUCGAACUGACCCUUUAACGACCUCAAACUUGGCGCGCGGCCUCACACAGGAAAGAUUUUUAUUUACACGUUUGACAAAGCUGCUUCCUCUGACUUUAUUGUUUUGAUUGUACAAAUGUCUAAUUAUUGAUUCAGAAAAUAAGCUGUAAUAUAUUUUUAAUUGUUGCUAAGUUUUAGGAGAAAGAAAUAACGGAGAAUAUAUUUUGUGCAUUAUUGAGAAUUAAGUCUGAAUGUUGUUGAAUCACUUUGCCAAAGUUAACAUGUUCGGUAGAAGUUUCUGCGUUCUACAUCACUUUCAUCGCAACGGAAAGAAAAUAGUUAUUUGCAUAAAUUUACUUUUAUG
Nematolebias whitei (Rio pearlfish) is the source of this 2750-nucleotide messenger RNA. RefSeq names its product chromosome 7 C6orf89 homolog (gene c7h6orf89). Bases 208 to 1206 code for a protein of 332 amino acids. The transcript is spliced from 8 exons. Gene Ontology annotation, cellular component: Golgi membrane; nucleolus. Lineage: Eukaryota; Metazoa; Chordata; Actinopteri; Cyprinodontiformes; Rivulidae. The record is from RefSeq and is a predicted model, not a curated record.